Striga hermonthica is the source of this 1005-nucleotide messenger RNA. Lineage: Eukaryota; Viridiplantae; Streptophyta; Magnoliopsida; Lamiales; Orobanchaceae. The record is from the annotation of a GenBank genome assembly.
AUGUCGAUCAAGAAGAAAACUUUAUCCCCCAAAGUUGAGAGUGUUGAGGUGAGCCAUGAGAUGUCGGUUUUGGAUUUACCCGACCUCGUAUUGGAGAGCAUUCUCGAAAGGCUUCCUCCGAAUGAGCUGUUUAAGGUGGCUAAUGUGUGUAGUGUUCUCAGAUGCAAGUGUUUGAGUGAUCACUUGUGGGAAAUGCAUAUAAUGAACAAAUGGGGUCGAGCCAUAGGCCCGGCUGCUUAUAAGGAGUGGCGUCGCCAAAUUGUUUCGAGGAAAGGUUCGAUUUUUUCCGGCCACGGCAAGAAUAAGGGACAAAUGGUGGGGUAUUAUAAUUUAGUUGAUUUGUGGCCACUUGAGUUGAUUAGAUCUAGUUUUAGCAAUAUUUUUAAGAAGAACAAUUUUCCUCCGGCCGAGUCGAUGAUGUCUUGUUAUCUCGCGAUCGAGUCGGGCAAUUUCUGGUUUCCCGCGCAGGUGUAUAAUCGCGAGAAUGGUCAUGUUGGAUUUAUGCUAUCUUGUUAUGAUGCUAUGGUCAGCUAUGAUCGACGAACCAAUACUUUCCAAGCCAGAUAUCCUGAACAUGGAACAAGACCAACUACAGUAGAGACCGGUGUUACUUUGGACAGGCUUAGAGCUAAACCCGUGGAUACGAGUUCACAUGAUCUUUAUCUCUCUACUCGUUUGGAUGAGUUAAAACCAGGUGAUCACAUCGAAAUCCAGUGGAGGCGUAACAGAGAAUUCCCUUACGGUUGGUGGUACGGUGUCGUUGGUCAUUUGGAAACAUGUGAUGGGAGUGCCGGUUACUGCCGAUGUCACGAUAGAGACACUCUUGUGCUCGAAUUCAACCAGUAUGCUCAAGGGUCCCGGUGGAGGAGGACACUUGUCAACAGGAAGGACCACAGGGAAAAGGGUAAUGAUGUCGACGGCUUUUAUGGUGGGAUCCGGAAGCUCUAUGGGAAUGAAGAGAUUCUCAAGUGGAAAAAGCUUUGGCCGGCAGAAGUUUUCGAAUAG